UGGCACAUUUGUGACGUAUGCGGAAGUAAACAAUAACAUUAAAAAUGGAAACUUGACAAUCGCAGAGGCCGGUGUUUGUUCGCUUUUCGGAUGUCUAACCUCGGAUGGUUGACGAGUGCACUAACUAAAAUAGACACAAGUAGGGCUGUUUCACAACAGUGGGACAAAACCAUGUUUACAAGGACAGCAGAAGACGAGUCCUCUGAUGUGGAGGAGAUGGAUACCUCGGAGAGCCGCUGGUGUUGGUUCUACCUGGCCGAGUGUGGCGUGUGGCAUAUUUUUGAGGUGGACCCCAGUGCUGCCUGCUCUGUGACCAGCGACCAAAUCGAACAGAAUUACGCGAGGAAUCAUCAGGGCAUCCUGGAAUUCCACACAGCCAAGUAUACCUACAGAUUAGAUUUCUCAGUAAUGAAACAAACUAAUCUAACUACUGGAAAGCAACGGCCAAUCAAACGAGCCCUCCAUUCAGCGACAAGUUUCAGAUUUAUCUGUGAUAACCUUGCUCUGCCCGUUCCCUCACACUGGGAAAGGAUCAAUACUGAGGAGCCUUUCCAGCUCAUCUCUCUGGGCAGAGACACUUAUGAGUACAAAGAGGUAGCAAGGUUGUUUGAGAGGACAAUGGGAGGAGCCCUCAUCAAGUUAAUUCACAGAAUACAGAACUUAGACCUGUGGGAGUUUUUUUGCCGGAAGAAGGCCCAGCUGAGGAAGAUCAAACGGACGGACGUGGAAGAGAAGAUGCUGUUCCACGGCACGGGCCACAGCAACGUCCCGGCCAUCUGCACCUACAACUUUGACUGGCGGUUGACCGGGAGCCAUGGCGACGUCUACGGCAAAGGAAGUUAUUUUGCGAGAGAUGCCAAGUACUCGAGUAAGUUCUGCCACUCCACCGGGAAACACAACUUCACUUUGCAGAAGCACGGCCUGGCCCCGCCCACGUUCCAGAGUGAGCCGUCCUUCAAGUCCAUGUUCCUGGCCCGGGUCCUGGUGGGGGAGUACACCCUGGGACACCCCCUGUUCAGCCGGCCCCCCUCCAAAGACACCACCAUCACAAACUUUUACGACAGCUGCGUGGAUGACAUUGUGAACCCCAAGAUCUUUGUGAUCUUUGACAGCAACCAGGUGUACCCAGAAUAUUUAAUCGAGUUCUUUUAACGGCGUCGAGACGGGCUUUGAGCGUACAGUUGUGCUUGCCCCCCCCUCCAUACAGUAUUAUUUUCAUAUAAUAAUAAUAAGGACUCAAUGCACUCUUCUUAAAAACAGGGGUUUAGAGUACUGGAGGGUGUCGUGGAAAAUGUAAUUUCUCAAAACGCUCAAAAUGGACGUCGUCUAUUUACGUUGAUUUUUAUGAGAGAGGCGACAUGAAGGCGACCGUUGAAGAGAAACGCACAAACGGGCAUUGCUCUUCUUUCUUUUCUGUCGUCACCUUACGGACGUCCCACAGUGCCUUUGGAAAGGGGGGGGGGGGAACAGAGUGGCUGGAGAUUCUUUGGAUUUCAGCUCUGAAAGUGUGUGUUCUCACAAUGCGGUCAGUGGACACACACACACAAUGAGGACCAGAUUUGUGCCAUAACAGGUUGCACUUUACACUGUAUAGCUACUUUUUAAAUUCUUGUUUGUUGUUUUUCUUCUUCUUGUGUGCUUAGAUCUUUCUGUGAUUUCAUUUGCUCCUCUGUCUGUACAUAGUAUCUCUUGUUUGUCGUCUGUGCUCUCACAGGAAUGAAAUCAGUGUUAUUCUCU
Molecule: messenger RNA, 1737 nt
Organism: Anguilla rostrata (American eel)
Lineage: Eukaryota; Metazoa; Chordata; Actinopteri; Anguilliformes; Anguillidae
Product: protein mono-ADP-ribosyltransferase PARP11-like
Exons: 8
Coding region: 91-1152 (353 amino acids)
Cellular component (GO): nucleus
Molecular function (GO): NAD+-protein mono-ADP-ribosyltransferase activity; NAD+ poly-ADP-ribosyltransferase activity
Source: RefSeq, a predicted model, not a curated record